AUGCUCAAGUUGCUACUGGUUGCCGUGUUUUGCUUGCACUUGGUGUGCGCCAAACCUGAAGAAAGGGAGAUGGUGUUUAGAGACAUGCUGAACAAUUUGGUCGAGAAAGGGGAAGUAAGAAGGUCAAAUGGCGGAGAGAUGACCGAUGAAGAAAUUCAUCCUUCGGAAGACAAGCGAGAGUUCAAGAAAAGGUCGACAGCAGCUCUUGACGCGUCAGAGAUACAGGAGUAUGUGGACGCCCACAAUGAGUUCCGAAGGCAGACCACGCCCACUGCAGGAAACAUCAGAUAUAUGAAAUGGAGUGACGAACUUGCAGCUGUAGCUGCGAGUUGGGCUGAAACGUGCAACUGGAGUCAUAACCCCGAUCGAUCGUCUGAUAGUCCUUCCUUUGGUUACGUCGGAGAGAACAAGUACCUUACUACAUCUACGGCAAAUAAGAUCCAUCGCUCAGUGGAGUACUGGUGGCUAGAGAAUAGCAAGUAUGAUUUUGAUACCCAGACUUGUAGUUCAGGAAUCUGUUCACACUAUACACAGGUUGUCUGGCAUGAUUCAGAGUAUGUGGGCUGCGGUGUUCAGUUUUGCCCGUCAAUGAACGGUUUAUCGGGCUGGAACGACGUUACAUUCUACGUCUGCAACUACGGACCAGGAGGAAACUAUGCAGGACAGGACCCGUACACGGAAGGAAGCGACUGUUCCGGAUGUCCUGACGACUGCUGCAAAGACGGCCUGUGUGUUAUAAACCGCUAAAAACGGUUCAAAGAGUACUGCUUAAAUGAAAAAUGCCUACA
Saccostrea echinata is the source of this 788-nucleotide messenger RNA. RefSeq names its product GLIPR1-like protein 1. The record is from RefSeq and is a predicted model, not a curated record. NCBI's taxonomy places the organism in Eukaryota, Metazoa, Mollusca, Bivalvia, Ostreida, Ostreidae. Bases 1 to 747 code for a protein of 248 amino acids. The transcript is spliced from 6 exons. Gene Ontology annotation, cellular component: extracellular region.